This is a messenger RNA of Paramecium sonneborni, 2422 nucleotides long. The record is from the annotation of a GenBank genome assembly. Lineage: Eukaryota; Ciliophora; Oligohymenophorea; Peniculida; Parameciidae.
AUGAUUUGUAUAAAGAAAAACCUUGUUUUUCAUGACUAAUUUAAAGUGUAGCUACUUUCUGAUAGUGUAAAAUUAUCAAAUGUAAUACAAUUAUUUAUAAGCUUAGACUAAGAAGAUGGUUUAAUACACUAUUCCAUUAUUUGAGAAUUCUUGUAUUGAUUGGAAAUUAUCAAAAUGUUAAUCUAAAUUUAAGGGUUUUGGUAUUUAGUUGAAUGGGAAAUGGGAAUAUUUUGAGAUGGAAUAAAACCAUUUAGAACUACUAAAAUAAUUUCUAGAUGCCAAAAUAUCUUAUUUGAACAUUCAUAAAAUAUAUAAGAUGGUAUAAUUCUGUGGAAGAGGUUCAUAUGGACAUGUAAAUAUUGUUGAUAAAUUUUUAGGUGUUUAAAUAUUAAAAUCGUAUAAAUGGUGAAUAAGUAGCAUGCAAAUCACUAAAGAUAGGCCAUACAAAUACAUAAGAAGUAAUCUUUAUACAAAUUUGUUUAGGAAUUUUUGAAGGAAGUUAAGAUAUUGCAAAUAUUAAAACAUCCGAAUAUAGUAAAGAUGAAAGAAUUUUAUAUGGAAAAUAAACAUUUUUAUAUAAUAAUGGAAUAUUUAGAAGGAAAGUCUUUGAGAGAAUUAUUAAGAUAAAAAAUUCUUAAUGACCAAGAAAUUAUUGUAAUUUUAAAAGUAAAUAUCUCUCUAUAAUUUUUAGUAAAUAUUGCAUAGUAUUAAUUAUAUCCAUAGAGAAGGGUAUGUUUAUAGAGAUUUAAAAUAAGAAAACAUUUUAUUUGCUGAAUCUGGAAACUUAAAAACUNAAAAUAUUAAUUUUUAAAUAGAUCUUUCAUGUUUAAUAAUGCAAUUUAAACUUCUAAAUAUUUUUUUUUAUUUAUUUUUAUCUUCGAUCCAAAUUUAUACUUUCCUGUUUUCAUGUUACUUAGAUGUUUAGAAACAAUAAAUAAAAAAAUAAUCAAUUAUUUAUUUUUUUAUUUUCUUUAUCAAUAUUAACAUUGGUCAAUUAAUUUUUUUUUAUUUAAUAGUAAGAAUAAAGUUGGGGUAGGUGAUUAAUUAAAUCACUAAUAAUAAAUUUUAAUAAAUUCAAAGUUAAAGAAUAACAAUAGUUAGUUAUUAUUUUUAUGGUUGGAAAUUUCAUAUUUAGAUUUUAAGCUAAACAUUCUAAAACUAUUAAUUAUUUCAAAAACUAUUAUUUAUGAUUUGUAUAAAGAAAAACCUUGUUUUUCAUGACUAAUUUAAAGUGUAGCUACUUUCUGAUAGUGUAAAAUUAUCAAAUGUAAUACAAUUAUUUAUAAGCUUAGACUAAGAAGAUGGUUUAAUACACUAUUCCAUUAUUUGAGAAUUCUUGUAUUGAUUGGAAAUUAUCAAAAUGUUAAUCUAAAUUUAAGGGUUUUGGUAUUUAGUUGAAUGGGAAAUGGGAAUAUUUUGAGAUGGAAUAAAACCAUUUAGAACUACUAAAAUAAUUUCUAGAUGCCAAAAUAUCUUAUUUGAACAUUCAUAAAAUAUAUAAGAUGGUAUAAUUCUGUGGAAGAGGUUCAUAUGGACAUGUAAAUAUUGUUGAUAAAUUUUUAGGUGUUUAAAUAUUAAAAUCGUAUAAAUGGUGAAUAAGUAGCAUGCAAAUCACUAAAGAUAGGCCAUACAAAUACAUAAGAAGUAAUCUUUAUACAAAUUUGUUUAGGAAUUUUUGAAGGAAGUUAAGAUAUUGCAAAUAUUAAAACAUCCGAAUAUAGUAAAGAUGAAAGAAUUUUAUAUGGAAAAUAAACAUUUUUAUAUAAUAAUGGAAUAUUUAGAAGGAAAGUCUUUGAGAGAAUUAUUAAGAUAAAAAAUUCUUAAUGACCAAGAAAUUAUUGUAAUUUUAAAAGUAAAUAUCUCUCUAUAAUUUUUAGUAAAUAUUGCAUAGUAUUAAUUAUAUCCAUAGAGAAGGGUAUGUUUAUAGAGAUUUAAAAUAAGAAAACAUUUUAUUUGCUGAAUCUGGAAACUUAAAAACUUUGAAAUUGAUUGAUUUUGGAAUGGUAAUUCCUUUAAGAGAACUUUAAAAAUAAAGAGAAAUUAUUUGUGGAACGCCAGGUUACAUGGCUCCUGAAGUAUUUAAGUUGGAAACAGAUGUAGAUAAUAAAAUGGAUAUGUUUGGAAUUGGAGUUUUAUUGUGGGAAAUGUAAAAUAAAAUUAAAUAAUUAAAAGGAUUCAUAAUAGAAGAUUUAUAGAAGGAAGAGAUUUAGAGGAGAGAUAUAGACUAAAUAAAGAUUAUAUAUUUUCAAAAGAGUUUACUUAGAAUAUAGCUAACCCAAUUUUUAAAUAUUUGUUGGAAAAAAUGAUGCAUGAGAAUCCUGAGUUAAGAAUAAAUGCAUCAGAUGCUAUAAAUUAUUUAGAUUGGGCUGGGAUAAGUAAUUGUGAGUUUAAGAUUGACUAUGAAAACAUUAGUACAGAAUGA